AAAAUAAUGAGAAGCUUUUUUAAAAUAUACUAAGUCAUUAUUUUAGAGAUACUAAUUAGUCAUUGUAAUGAAAGCAUUUUUUUUGUAUCACAAUGGCGGAAAUGGCCUUUCAUAAGUGUGAACCAGCAGCUUGCAGUGCCGUGAUCUGCCGGUGAGAUAUGUUGCUGUCGGUUCGUCUGUGAUGUCACAGUUGUGUGUGCUUCUGGACUCGGCUGAAGAAGAUGGCGGCCUCCUCAGGAGUUAAAGUUCCACGUAAUUUUCGCUUGUUGGAGGAGCUUGAAGAGGGGCAGAAGGGCGAAGGCGAUGGCACAGUCAGCUGGGGCCUCGAGGAUGACGAAGACAUGACUCUCACACGGUGGACAGGCAUGAUCAUUGGACCUGCAAGAACCAAUUAUGAGAACAGGAUAUACAGUCUGAAAGUGGAAUGUGGAUCUAGAUACCCAGAGGCGUCCCCAACCGUUAGAUUUGUAACAAAAAUUAGCAUGAAUGGGGUAAACAAUUCAAACGGGUUGGUGGAUUCACGUAGCAUACCAGUUUUAGCAAAAUGGCAGAAUUCUUAUAGCAUUAAAAUUGUUCUUCAAGAGUUAAGACGUCUAAUGAUGUCCAAAGAAAAUAUGAAGCUUCCACAACCGCCAGAAGGACAAACCUACAGCACUUAAUCGUAAUGGAUUGUUUUGACCCUCUGUCUUAAACCUACUCUUAGAAAUAUCGUGUAAAACCAUCAAGAGGCUCACUUCAGUCAUCAACAAUGUUCUCUACAAGACCAAGAUUGGAUGUUCUUAUUCGAUAGCUCAUUCAAAAAGAAAAUGUCCCUGCAGUCAAGCACUGAAUAGAUAGUUAAGACUACAAGACCACAGUUUUCUGCCUUUAAUAAACUCACUUUGACAAUUACUUUUAUGUUUGACAUGUUCCAGCUUGAGUGGACUUGAAGAGGGAAGCAUGAUGCCACACAGAGGCCAUACCAGAGUCCCAGUAGUUUAAGUUCAAAUUCCUGAUCACUGAAGUAAACGGCAAGAUGUGUGAAUGACGGCAUGUUCUGUAACUAUUACCUAGUCGAAGUGAAGCCACAUUCAUGAGUUUGUUAGUCAAAUUUAGCAGGUUCAUUAAAAUAUCAUGCCAAUUGCUAAAUAUUGAACUGUGGCUGUAGUCUUAAAGUAGUGUCACAAUGUAAGCAAGAUUGUUUUUGUUUUUUUUGUUUUUUUUUUAAUAAAUAUAUAUCUGUAUUUGACACGAUACCAAUAUGUUUCUGUUCUGCAGCUCUUUGACAUGUAACAGACGUUGAAGCCUGUUCUGUUCUGAAACCCUUGCAUUUAACUUCUUUGGCAGGUGUAUGAACUUGUGAUUUUCUGAAAUUAAAAUCACUGUCUGCAAAAACAUAACAAA
Molecule: messenger RNA, 1383 nt
Organism: Sander lucioperca (pikeperch)
Lineage: Eukaryota; Metazoa; Chordata; Actinopteri; Perciformes; Percidae
Gene: ube2v2
Product: ubiquitin-conjugating enzyme E2 variant 2
Exons: 4
Coding region: 222-659 (145 amino acids)
Biological process (GO): DNA damage tolerance; protein K63-linked ubiquitination
Cellular component (GO): nucleus
Source: RefSeq, a predicted model, not a curated record